This is a messenger RNA of Saccostrea echinata, 2166 nucleotides long. Its product is annotated as gastrula zinc finger protein XlCGF8.2DB-like. Bases 85 to 1122 code for a protein of 345 amino acids. The record is from RefSeq and is a predicted model, not a curated record. Gene Ontology annotation, cellular component: nucleus. Gene Ontology annotation, molecular function: RNA polymerase II transcription regulatory region sequence-specific DNA binding; DNA-binding transcription factor activity, RNA polymerase II-specific. Gene Ontology annotation, biological process: regulation of transcription by RNA polymerase II. NCBI's taxonomy places the organism in Eukaryota, Metazoa, Mollusca, Bivalvia, Ostreida, Ostreidae. The transcript has 2 exons.
GUUACAAGUAUUGUUUGUGUACGGAACUACAGCUUGGGCCCUGAAUAAAAAAAUAUUUUAAGAAUCUUGAAGUAAGCACGAAAGAUGAUAAAAGUUGCUGAUAACAUUGAUGGAAACACUGAUCGAAAUAGCAAAGACCAUGUGAACUUGCAAUAUGAAGAAAAUAAAGAUUUAAAUGCCGAGGACUAUAUCAACGAUAUUAGUGGUGUUAUUUGUGCCAGGGCAAAUUUAGACCCUUUAAAUACAAGGUCUGCUUCAAACGUUCAAAGCCAGCAGAACCAAACUCCCAUCGUGAUAGAAAGAAGCUACGGCCCAAAAUCAUGUAUUUGCACCAUCUGUAACAAAAAUUUUACAAGAAAGCCAGACUUGGACCGACAUGUGCGGAAUGUGCAUACAUUAAGAACAGGUACUCAUUCCUGCUUUAUCUGCGACAAGAGGUUCAAAGAAAGGGCACAUCUAAAGCGCCACGUAGAGAGUGUUCAUGGUAAAACAUUGCCCACUCCAUUUACUUGCGGUUUAUGCCAGGAGGCUUUCACUACAGAUAGAUUAUUGCAGUUACACAUGAAAAUUCAUACCUCGGCGACGCCAUUUAAAUGUGAAAUCUGUUCCAAAUCUUUUGUCUCUAAGAGGAACUUAGCAAUGCAUGUAUCAGCGGUUCAUCUGAAAGAAAGACCAUUCGAAUGUCAACAGUGCCAGAAAAAAUUCUCAAGGAAAGGUCAUCUUGAACGUCAUAUGAUGAGCCACAGAAAUGAAAAGCCACAUCUAUGCGAUGUCUGUGGUAUGGCGUUUUUAACGGCGGGCAAUCGUAAAGCUCACGUUAAACGAGUUCAUUUGAAAGAGAGAAGCUAUGAGUGUGGGAUUUGUAAAAAGAGUUAUUUCUGUUCAAAAACUCUCAGAUAUCAUUUGAAAACACAUACAGGUGAGAAGAAUUAUGAAUGUGAAACAUGUGGCAAACAGUUCAUUAUUUUAAAAUCUUUAGAAAACCAUCGCCAACUCCAUUCUGGAUAUCGACCUUUUGCCUGUGACAAUUGCGACAAAACUUACGUGGUUGCGUCGCAUCUCAAACGGCAUCAAAAGGAGGGAGGAUGUAUGAUAAACGCUUUAAAGAAACGGAAACAAUGAGAAAUUUAUUUAUGCAAUUAGAAUGAUUGUAUGUCUUUCAGUUUUAAGGUUCAAGGACGAAAAUCGCCUGCACCGUUACCGAUUGUUCAAUGUACCGGCAGAAACUUUUAUUCGUAUAUUACAUUUAUGCGUAAUUGUAAUUUCUUUUGUGUGUGAAAAUAAUAAUAAAAAAAAGCUUCUGUACAUCCAUCUUUUAUCCCUAAAGCAGCGCUAUUCUUCUGUCUGUUCUUGAACUUUUUGUCGUGCUUUGAGGGAAAAAACCUGAAUUUUGUCACUUUACUUGAACAAUAUUUGUUGUUUCAACCUGUCUGAAGUAUUUAAGCUAUAUUUCGACAGUAAAGCUAAAUAAUUAAUUCAUGUGACCUCUUUUAAAUGUUUUUAUUUCUCUGUUGGCCCCCGUUAUCGAAUCUAACCCCCCCCCCCCUCCGAAAACCAGAGACGAUUUUCUGCGUGCCAAUGGAGUUGUCUGAUCAUGGGUUCUCUGGCUUAGAAAUAGCCAAUUGAAUUUCUUCUUUCUAUUGCAUGAUCAUACGCGGAUUAAGAGAGGGGGGGGGGGGGGUCCGGACUUUUUUGUUGGUUUGUCAAGAAAUUUCUGGAUUGGAAAUAUUUUUUGAAUGCCCCCCCCCCCCCCGGAAAAAAAUUCCUGGAUCCGCGCCUGAUGAUGAAUUACAUAUUUGAAUUUGAAGAGAUUUUGCUCAAUAUUUAUGGAGUUUUAACCCUUUGAACAUCUUCUUUCCUGACAAGUCAGUUUUCAAAGCUUCUUUUAGUCAUAGUUUGAGAUUAUUAUUUGGUACUUGGCAUGCUGAUUAUCAUCGUAAGUCAAAGAUCAAGUUCGAGACUCUGUCUAUAUUAAAAGGAGAGUCAUUGCUUUUUAAAUGCUUUAUGCAGAGAAAACAAAUCCAGGGACUAUAAGGAAUUGUGUAAAAUUGUAUUGCAUGCAAUUAUGUUAUAUUUUUCUUUUCUUUUUCCCUGUUGUCUGUCAUUUGAUUUCUUAUUUUGACUGUAUACCAACAUGGUGAUGUCAAUAAAUUGAAUUAAAAUUCA